This is a messenger RNA of Asterias rubens (European starfish), 1741 nucleotides long. Its product is annotated as ADP-ribosylation factor-like protein 3. The coding region runs from base 79 to 624 and encodes 181 amino acids. Gene Ontology annotation, cellular component: cytoplasm; microtubule cytoskeleton. Gene Ontology annotation, biological process: cilium assembly. The transcript has 5 exons. The record is from RefSeq and is a predicted model, not a curated record. Gene Ontology annotation, molecular function: GTP binding; GTPase activity. Lineage: Eukaryota; Metazoa; Echinodermata; Asteroidea; Forcipulatida; Asteriidae.
UAUCGCAUCGGUAACGAAGACGUCAACAGAGUAAAAAGAGUGAAGGCGGUGUAUAAAAUACCCGAAAACUACUUCCAAAUGGGCUUACUGGCCUUUUUGAAGGCCAAAUUGGGUAGCAACCCAAACCGCAAACUUCAGAUCCUCCUCCUUGGUCUUGACAACGCCGGCAAGACAACGCUCAUUCGAGGACUAGCUCAAGAAGAUAUCAGUCACAUGACACCAACGCUAGGAUUCAACAUCAAGACUGUCAAAUGCCACGGUGUGGACUUGAAUGUGUGGGAUGUUGGAGGUCAGAGAACGAUUCGACCUUACUGGGGGAACUACUAUGAGAAAGCUGAUGUUCUAAUUUAUGUAAUAGACAGUGCAGACACUACACGCUUGGAGGAAACAGGAGAGGAGCUUGGCCAGCUAUUGGAAGAAGAGAAAUUAUCCGGUGUACCACUGCUAGUCUUUGCAAAUAAGCAGGACCUUAUUAGCGCAGCAACAUCAGCAGAUAUUGCGGAAGGCUUAAAUCUUCACACAAUAAGGAACCGUGUUUGGCAGAUCAAUGCUUGCUCUGCAGUCACAGGGGAAGGAGUUGAGGAAGGAAUGGAGUGGAUAGUGAAGAACGUCAAAGCAAGGUAACAUUUUGCCCAAUCAUCCGAUGCUGCAAACGAAAGAGAGUCAAAUUCAAGUGGCCUUAAUUUGUUCAAACCAAACAGCUGCAAAUCAAAUUUGUAGAUUUUUUUCUUUUAUUAGUUACCGGCUUGCCUCCAGAAGUUGUGGAAACAAUUUUGUCCUUGUCAUCAGAUUUGUAUGGUUAACUCACCACCCUAAUCUGGGCCCAAUUUCAUGGCUCUGCUUACUGUAAUAAAAGAAUCAACGCUUACGGAUGGAAGCAGGAGAUUAUGGGCUAAUGUCAAGCGUAUUUCACAGAUUUGCAUGGAAUUUUUACUUGUGCGUGUGCGUACUCCUUGUUACUAGGCAUUCUUCGCAUACACAGCUAGCGUCUGCGCUUGCAUAGUAAGCGGCGACUGGUGAUCGUAAGCACAGAAUAUGGGGGUAAGCAGAGCCAUGAAAUUUGGCAAACUUGAAUUUGUGCGACUUACAGGUACGCUCAUCGUGAUUAUAGUCUGCUUGUGGCAAGACAUGGACUCAUGAACUCUCACCCAGUCACCGCAUGCAUGCUUGAUAACCAUCAUAGCACAAACAAUAGCUUUGAAGGGCACCUUCAUUAUUUUUGCACAGGCGUGUGCUGUAACUGGGUGAGAGUAAAAGAAGUAAAUAUCUGUCCACAGACUCCCUCUGAUCAUAAUGACAGUGCCCCUUUAGCUGUUUUAUGGUACCCACCACUUGGAUUCUACCUUUUGAUUGGUUUAGAGCUCACCAUCUGACAUGUCUUACUUUUGCUAGAAAGCUGUGCAAGCACGACGCAAUCAAUAUAUAAUACCUGUAGUAACCAAUGUACUAUACCCAGGUGUUGUAACAAAUGUUUACUUAUUUUCCUGAGCAAUAGUUAAAACUACAACUUUCUUGUGAUAUCUGGAGCAGCAUUUUUUCACAUGGCAUUGACACGGAUAAAUAGAAUGCUUAAUGGAACACCUUGGGGUAGCUUAAACCAUAGCGCUCAAAGCAGUCGAUAUUUGUACCUCCAUUAAAAUAAUUCCCCUAAGUUUUAUUGUUGUGUUUCUCUUUUAAAGGCAGUGGACACUAUUGGUAAUUGUCAUAGACUAGCCUUCACAGUUGGUGUAUCUCAACAUAU